Molecule: messenger RNA, 8822 nt
Organism: Gilbertella persicaria
Lineage: Eukaryota; Fungi; Mucoromycota; Mucoromycetes; Mucorales; Choanephoraceae
Product: ankyrin repeat-containing domain protein
Exons: 24
Coding region: 160-8787 (2875 amino acids)
Molecular function (GO): protein binding; NAD+ poly-ADP-ribosyltransferase activity
Source: RefSeq, a predicted model, not a curated record
CAAGCAUUAGUACAAAGCAAACCUUCUGGAAGAGUAACUCAAUCUCAACAUACUCAGACAUCCAAGACAAACAAGCAUACAGGCAAAGCUAUCAAAAAGCAUACCAAUAAAGGACAUGCCUUGAAUAUUCGUGACUUUAAAAACCUUAAUGGCAAAAUAAUGUAUCUCGUUCAACGCAAUGGAUCCAUGCAAGAUGAAUGGGAAACUGAAGAUAUGGUUGAUAAUUCUCAUGUGUUGGUUUGCUACCAACGCAAAGUGCAAGAAGAAUCAGGAUACACAAUUGAUGGAUCUGUUGAAACAACAACUACGAAACGUCCCUCUCGUUUAUCAAAAGUUCGUGCAGUCAUGGCUAUCAAGGAUAUUGCAUCAGUUGACGACAAUGAAGAAAAAGAAGAAGCAGGCAAUAACCGUGGCAUCAAGCGUAAAUCAGCUAAAGCAAACUCAGACGAAUUUGUCAAUAAACGAUCAGGAAAGGGAGAGAGAAAAACCAAGGCUCAGAUCCAAUUAGAGCAGCAACUGGAAGAAAGAAUACAGACUAGGCUAGCAAGAGAAGAGCUUGAUGGUGAUGCAAUUGUUCACUCUUUGGACCAUGUUGAAGGAAAAGAUUGCUGUUUGAUGUGCGCUUCCAAUACCUACAGAGAAAAGCUUGAAAAACAAGAUCUGAAUGGGUUUAAAGCUGCUUUUCAAGAUUAUGAAAAUAUUCCCAACUUUAGCGAAGAAGACGCCCGUAAUGGUCUUAGCUUGAUUGGUUAUGCUAUUGUACUUGGAAAGCACGAUUUUGCAGAGUAUGCUGUAAAGGAACUCAAAAACUCAAAAAUAAUACACAAGAAGCUAAAUGUCCCUCAAAAGUACAAGAUGUAUGACGAUAACACUGGUAGAAACACAGGCGGAGGAUACUACAACAAUCGCAACUUUAGAGAGGUACAAGAAUCGAGAGGAAAUCGUUUGGGAAACUCUGCUUUUUAUAGAGAGAACAACGGAUCAUAUCCUAGAAAAUCUUUUAUGAAUGUGGAUGACAAAACCUCGGGCUGCUGUCUUCGCCCUUAUAUGACAGUUAUCACAAAAAAUGCAUUUAAAAAUGAAGACGUGAUCAAUAGCCUUUUAGCUUUUGAAAGAUGUGGCUCUUAUGAAUUCUAUUUUGCAGUUAAUUCUGGAAACCGCUUCUUGGCUAGCAAGAUACUUGCUCAUGUUAGUGAAAAGCAAGGAAGAACUACAUUUAAUCGUCUUCAUGAUGAAGUUCUCAAGUUUGAUGCCGAAAAGCCCUUAAGCAACUACAAACGCCCUCAAAUACUGAAGCUCGCUUCUGAUGCUAAUAAUGUAACUCCUUAUCACUGUGCUGCUAUUCAUCCUGAUUCUACCUAUCUUGCUGAAUUCUACGACAAGCUUGAUGCCGCUGAACGAUUGGAAACUGAUUCCUAUGGUAGAUCUGUAGCUUUUUACGCUGCAGUUAGUGAAACAAGCGCUUGCUUAGAAUUCUUGAUCUCAAAAGGUUUUAAUAUGACUCUUCAUGACAAGUAUAAAAUGACUCCUCUUAUGCAAGCUGCCCGUUUUGGUAGAAGCCACAAUGUGAAGCGUCUUGCGAAAUAUCUAAACGGUGAUAAUGAAGAUAAUCAUGUUUCGCCUACCAUCUUUCAAUCUCUUGUACGCAAUAAAAGAACAGCAUUGCAUUAUGCUGCUUAUUUUGGUCAUGCUGAAACAUGUCGGGUUUUGAUAGAACUUGGUGCUCCUGUUGAAUCGUUAGAGAGUUUAGAUAAGCAGACUCCUCUGCAUUUUGCGGCUAAAAAUGGCUAUCUCGACUGUGUCAAGGUAUUGAUAGAAGAAGGAGAUGCAAAUCCUGAAAAAGGCGACAAAUUUUCGAGAAAUGCAUUACACUUGGCCUGUAUCUAUGGUCAUCUAGACAUUGCUUAUUACCUUUUAUCGCAAGGUGUUGACGCCAAUGCUUCUGAUAGCUCGCAAAAUUCCCCUGCACAUUAUUCUGCUGCUUAUGGAUAUCUUAAAAUUUUACAUCUUCUUAUUCAGUAUGGUGGAGCAAAUCCUUCUAUCUCUAACGUAUGGAGAAGCACUCCCUGUUCUGUUGCUAACAUGAAGGGUCAUCUUGCUAUUGUAAAAUACUUACUUGAACUACCUGGAAAUCCUAUUGAUGUUAACUUUAAGGAUCAAGAUGGUUGCAUUAUGCUUCAGCGUACAAUCAAUGAAUCGGUCACCUCCAUAUUAGAAAUGAAGAUGAACACGAACAAGGUUAAACUACUUCUUUCUAUGAAUGCCAACACUAAUAGCGCAGAUAUCACAGGAUGCACGUCAUUACAUACUUUGGCAAACAACACUACUUACAUAGCGCUUUAUCCUAAAGGCUGGAAAUCGUUUUAUCCUACAAAACAUCAAAAUUAUCACUAUGCAGCAAGACUUAACAAGGGCACCGAAAUGGAUGACCGAGAUGGUGUCAAUUAUCAAGUCGAAUUAGCUAGACUUUUGAUUGAAAAUGGAGCUAAUCUUCAUGAAAAAAACCUCAAGAAACAAACACCCCUAUCUUGUGCCAUGUCAAGUAAGAAUCAUUUUCUUGUUGCCGUUUUGAUUGAAGCUGGAUCAAGUUUUUGGAUUGAUACUGAUGGAGAUGGAAAGAACUUUUUUCACUACUUUGGUGACUUGUUAGCUCAGGCCAAUUCGUUUCAACCACACAAUGAAACCGAUACUACACGUCAACGUUCUUUCUUGGAAGCUACAAAAAAAGUAUGGACUGCUGUUGAAUCCAAGUUGACACCAAAAACUGAUUUUAGUUUGACAAUUAAUGCAUGCGACAAAAAUGGUUAUCCUCCUUUACAGUAUGGUCUGAAGCGUGCUAUUGAAGAACAGAAAUAUAGUCUGAUAAAUGAAAAGCAAUUGAUAUUGUGUGCUGCUGCCAAGGGAACAAACUGCGAAGACAAGCUAGAUGAAAACAAUCAACGAUGGGUACUCCCUGAAGCCUACAUAAAUCUUACUGAGCCUCUUGUUAUUGAUCUGACAAUGAAUUUCUUAGUAUACUUGCAAUAUAUAGAAAAGCUUGUGGCAAUAUUUGAGCCUGAUUUAAAUGCUGUAAUUGAACUGCCCAGAGAUUUUAAGAAAAACAAUCCGAAAGCAAAAAAGAGCAACUACCCAAAGGCUACAGGAGAAACUGUAUUACAUUUAGCUUGUCAGUUACAAGACUUGAGCUUGAUCCAAUUCUUUUUGAAACACGGUGCUGACCCCAACCAAAAAGUGAAUGUAGAAGGAACUCUUGGCGAUACGCCUUUACUUAUUGCGUAUCACCAUAAGAAGGACGAAGAACAAGGAAUACCUGAAGUAACAGAAUUUAUAAAUAACAACUUUAUAAUCAAGAAGCCUGAUUUUAAGGCAGGUUUACAUCAAGUAAUCAAGACCUUGUUGGAGCAUGGAUGCUCUCCUUUUGAUACCAACUCUAUUGGAAACUCUACUUUGCUCAAAGCUUCUGCUAAACUAGAUCUAAAGAAUCUUAAGCUUAUGUGUCAGUCAGAGCCUUCCGGUAGUGAAGACAUUGAUACUGAAAACGAGAAAAACCAGACUGCUCUUAUGGUUGCCGUAGUUACUCUUGAAAAGCUUAUUCGCAGAAACAAAGCAUUUGAUACUUCAGUCGUCGAGUUGUUGUUACAAUCAAAUGCUAAUCCAAACAUUUCAUUUGAAAAUGGUGACACAGUUCUCAUAAAAGCUAUCAGCAUGUGUUGCUUUCCUUUAGUCAAAACUAUUCUUGAAAAAGCUAUUGUCGCCUUUGAUCAUAACCACCAAAACAAAAACCUCGAAACUGCUUUGAGCUUAGCUUUACGCCUCAAUAAACAAGAUAUUAUGUCUAUGUAUUUACAGUACUUGAAGAAUGACACAAAGAGUGACAAAUUAAACCCGAACACAUUCAAUGCAUUAUGGCAUACACCAAUUUUUCAUGCUUGUCAGCAUGGAAAUCUCGAUGCUGUCAAGACACUAAUUGCUUUGGGCGCUAGUCCUAAUAUCUACAAGCCUGCAUCAGUUCCACUUAUUGAAGCUGUGAAGAGCUGUAAUCUCGAGCUCAUUGAAUUUUUGCUCAACAAUGGCGCCGAUGUCAAUGUAUAUGAUCACGAAGGCAACUAUCCUUUGCAUUCUGCCGUUCUCACCGAUAAAUAUCGUACUGUGGAUCUCUUGUUAAAGUAUUCUGCUGAUUGUAGCUGUACCAAUGCAAGAAAACAAACUCCUCUUCAUUUGGCUGUUGAAGUAACCAAAAAGCAAACCAAUCGUUCUUUUAAAAUUGAAAGAAGCUUGAUCAAGAUGGGUGCCAACAUAAAUGCAAUUGAUUUCUUUGGUCGUACACCUUUACACUAUGUGUUUGUAAGUUGCGAAUUGAUUCCUAUCACUCGUAAUACUACUAUCAUUCAAAAGAAAGUCAAGCAAAUCAUAAAAGAAAUCGGAGAAGAAGUGAAAAAAGAAAACGAUUUGAAAAAUUAUGUCCGCAAGUUUGAUCUUGGUGAUCAUAGCAACAAUAGCAUCAAUCCUUUAAAUGCCGUAAAUGCAUGGAUAAAAGAAGCCAAGAAAAUGCAGUUAGAGCAAGAAUAUCAACUUGAAAACGCUAGUAACCAAUUCACAAACAAUCUAACAAUUGAUGAAAACGAAAAAGAGAGACUUAAGCUGUAUCAAGCUUAUAAGUUUGAAGGAAAUACCAUUACUCCAGAACGCUUUGACCCUAUUGAUAUUCUCAAGUUUAUUUCAAGCCAUAAAGAGAUUCAGUUUGAUAUGAAAGACGAAUUUGGUAGAACACCUCUUCAUUAUGCUGCUUGUGUUGGUGCGUUCAGCUGUACCUCUAUAUUGAUUGAAAGACAAGUUGACAUUGAUGCUUUGGAUAUCGAUAAUAAUGGUGCUCUUCAGUUGGCUCUUCGAAACAACCAUAUUGAUUAUUCUGUAAUGCUUUGUAAUUCCGGUGCUUCAGCCAGAAGGGAUAUUGUUUUACAAAAUGGCAAUUCCACAUCGACAUUUGGAUUUAGCUUGUCAAAAUCACUGAUCAAUAUUGCUUACAUCAUCAUGGAAAGAAGUGCUCUUUUGAUUGAAUCUAUAAGAGAUGCAUUAAGGAACGGUAAAUUCCAUUUGGUGGAAAUCCUUUUACAAUCAGCUGAUGACCACGCUUUAUGUCAAGUUCUUGAAAAAGAAGGUCAAAAUAUUUGGCACAUCAUUGCAGACUUCAAGCCAUUUAACAAUGAAAUAUGGCAAGAUUAUCUUCAAGAAAUUAUUUUGAAAAUCUCGUCAUUGAAUCUCAUGGUAUACAGUGAUAAAUUUGGUAGAAGCCCUCUGCACUAUGCGGCCAAGCAUGGACAAGAUGUGCUUCUAAAACAUCUGAUAAACAUACAAGGUGUUAGUUGUCACAAUCAAGACAAAGAAGGGAAAACCGAACUUGAUUAUGCUGUUCAGUCUUGCAAUAUUCAAUGCGUCAAGAUUCUUCUGGAGCAAGGAGCUAGAACCAGUAGAGCAACAGAGACCAAGCAUAAGUCUGUUCUUUUAAGAUCAGUUGAAGAACGCCAAUUCGACAUUGCUGAAUUGCUUUUGCAAAAUGGAGCCCCUAAAGAUGAUGAUGAUAGUGCCAACGGAUGGCCCAAUGCUGUAAUGGUUGCGUGCCAACAGAAGAACAUUAAGAUGCUGAAGCUUCUUAUUCAACAUGGCGCUGACUUAGAUACACCUAGUCAAAUAGAACGCAAGGAUAAAAACCAAAAGACUUUUAAGGUACUUAUACAUCCAAUCUUUAUUGCUUCAUCUGCUGGUGAUCUAUUUUUGGAGACCUUGCUUCAAGGAGGAGCAAAUUCUAAUGUUUAUGGUCCUAAUCAUGAGCCUGAAAAUGGGCAGUCUUGUUUCAUGUUCAAUGUAUCACUUAAUUCUGUUAAAAAUCAAAAGAUUUUGCUUGACUAUAAUAUUGACUUGAAUAUGCUUGAUUAUCAAACAUCCCGUACCAUCUUUUAUUGGUUCUUCUUUCAAAAGUCUGGGAUUCCAAAAAAGAAAUACCCUCAGCUAGAGAACUCCCACAUCGAUAUCUCAGUCUAUAACAAGAUGCUUUAUUCAUACCAACCUCAAGUCAAUCACAUUGAUACUGUCACCGGUAUGACUCCACUUGAGUUUGCAAUCUAUCAAAAUAGCUUGAUUGUUGUAGAGCGUUUGUUGGCUCUUGGUGCAGAUGUAAAUCUGGAAAGUUGCUCUAAUUUUAUAGAAAAUGUAAUGAACCCUCACAAAACCAAGUUGCCAGCAGUGCUUCAUGCUAUUUUGAUCAACAAAUUGGAAAUGAUCAGUUUGAUCUGUGAAAAAACGCCUCAAAGCAUCAAUUAUUUAUGGCAAGACAACGAAGGAAACAACAUGCUGUCUUAUGUCCUUGGCAUUGUCAACGGUUACUCCCAUUCCAAUAUUGAAACUCUAAACUAUAUUGCAAACCAGAUGACUAGUGCAAAUGUGAAGAAACUUUUGCGAAUGAAAGAUGUGCAUGGUGUUCGUCUGGUUCUUUAUGCAUAUCAUCGAAGCAAUAAGGAGCUAUACAAAACAUUAUUAUCUUUGGAUCCUACUUUGCAAUAUUUUGUCUCAGAAAACUAUAGAUCCUCUGAUUUUGAUUUUGAAAAUCGUCCUUCACUAAUGUCUGUUGAUUAUAUCCCUACAACCAAAGUUGAUGAAGACGCUCAAAUCGAACGAGCCAAACUCCAGCAUGCGAAGGAUAUUGAAAGCGCCAAGUCAGGAAACAAAAGACAAGAAAAAGACGAGUUAUUGAAAGUUGAUUCAUACUCAAAGUUAGAAAGAGUUGGUGAAAUUGCCUUGGACGAAAAUGAUAUUCCUUACAACAUUGUACUUAUGAAAGUAGAACUAAACAGUUGGGGAACCUACACAGAUACGUCAUUUUACAAGUUGAGUAUCAUCUAUAACAAGGUACUUGAUGUCUAUAUUUUGUGGACUCGGUGGGGACCAUUUGGUAAAGAAGGGCAGCAUCAAAAAACGCCUUACUUGACAAAAGAAGAAGCGGUACAAGAAUUCAAAGCAAUAUUUAAGUCCAAGACUGGAAAUGUAUGGGAUGACCAUCGGACAUCGUUUACCAUCAAGCCUGGUCGCUAUGAAAUUAUACAAAAGGCGCAACAUCCUAAAGAUACCAUUAUUGAAGAUUUUGACUUUUUGAAAUCAGACAAGCCCACUCAACUAUCAGCUGAAGUACUCAACUUGAUGAAGAUCAUUUGCAACUAUGAUUAUCUUUCCAGAGUUUACACAAACACUCAGAUUGACAUGCCUUUAGGUCAGAUUCCUCAAAAAUGUAUCGAAGAAGCUCGUGGUAUUCUAAGAGAAGUUAAAGCACUUAUCAACACAUACCGAGGACUCAAUAACUGCUAUUCAGAUAAGGCAAAGCUGCUUGAAUCAAAAAUUUAUGCAUUCAAGAUCGCUCAAAAAUGUGUUGCCUAUUCUCGCCUUUUACCCCGUAAUGGCGAUGCAUACCAAGGCAUUCGAUCUUUAUAUGGAAAUGGCGAAAACCUAAAGAAAGAGCUAUCUAAUCUUGAAGAUCUCAGCUAUGUUAGCUUUGCUGCCAAUGUCUUACUUGCUGCAAAGCAUCAUUGUAGCGAAAUCAAUCCACUUGAGUAUGCAUUCCGCACACUCAAUUGUACCCUCAGACCUCUUUCUCUUGAUACAGAACUGCAAGAAUAUGACAUGAUCACUCAUUACAUGAAGUCUACCUGUAAAGAAGAAUAUAAUUUGGUCCAUUUAUUUGCUGUUAACCGUGCUGAUGAAGAAAUACGUUUCCGUCCCUUUGAAAAUGAAUUGGACCGGAAAUUGCUUUGGCAUGGUUCGCGUAUAGGUAAUUUUAUGGGUAUUUUAAAGCAAGGCCUUCGAGCAUCACCUCGUACCUCUUCUUCCAACGGCGCUUUGCUUGGUAAUGGUAUUUACUUUGCAGAUACGUUUAAAAAAUCAUUGGGAUAUUCUAAUGACACCUAUGGCCAAUCUUCGUCACCUUUUCGAAUUAUGUUACUCUGCGAAGUGGCACUUGGCUCUAAUCAGGGUAAAAUGAAACAAACACCUUCUGAAGAAUACGAAAUGCAUGAUUCUGUCAAAGGAGAAGGCGCAAAUAUUCCUGAUCCUUCUAAUGCAUUAUAUGAUUCAAAUGGGGUGUGUAUUCCUUUUGGACCUUGUAUAUCAAAUACCAAUAUUCAAGUUACUGGCAAUCAUGGGUUCAACAACGUUUCAUUAAACUAUAACGAAUAUGCUGUAUAUAAUGAAGAUCGUGUCAAAAUACGUUACUUGUUGAUUCUUAGAGAGAAGAACAACUGUCAUUUAUGCGCCAAACCUGAACCAUCAAAAUCGUUGAGGCCUUUCUUCCAUCAUGAACUUUCCAAAUAUAAAUAUACAGACUUUAAUAUCUACGAAACAGAAGUCGUCAAGGCAUAUCUUCAACAUCAAGGCAAGACGCCUCAAGAUAUUUUCAGUCAAGAUUUGAAUGAGUUCAUUGAAAAGAAACUUUACAAUACUAAAUGGGACACUCCCCUUGAUUUGCAACAAGAUAGCAAAAUUUGUACUAAAUGCGCAAUGAUCAUUACGACAAUGAUGCUAGAGAAACGAAUGGUUGAUAACAGAGACAGACUUGAUGUUCUUGAUACCUUGAAUCAAAAGCCAAGAUGUAGAUACGGCAAAGAAUGUAAAAACCAACAAUCAAUUCAUCAUACAAAGAAAUACAAGCACUGGUUUUUUGACAAAUUAACUGAUGAUAUACAUGGCGCACAAGAAGAACUUAUAGAUACAGACAAUGAACACAUCAUGGAGCUUGAUGAAUAACUUAUGAAAAACUAUGAAUAAAACACACUUCUUAU